CUGGAAGUGGAUCCGCAAGCUCUGCAUGUCCGAGCUCUUGGGUAGACGCACUGUUGACCAGCUUCUCCCCAUGCGCCGUCUCAGUCUGCAUGACCUACUCAGGACGCUGCUUGAUGCCUCCCGGCGGCGGCAGCAUGUGAACAUCAGCGAAGAGCUAGUCAAGAUGGGCAUUGGCACCGUUGGGAGGAGCUUGGUAGGGUCAACAUCCUUCUGGGAGUACUACUACGGUGGAGAUAACCAUGAUGAUGAUGAUGAUCUGGAUGAGAUGAUGAAGCUAACUAAAGAGGUUAACAUGCUCGUCGGAUCAUUCAACGUGUCUGACUUCAUCCCAGCGCUGGCCAGGUGGGACUUGCAGGGUCUCGACAAGAAGAUCCAGGAUGUUCACCACAGAUUCGAUGCCAUGCUAGAGAGAAUCAUUGAAAGGAAACAAGACCUUAAAUAUUCAAGAAACAACAAUAAUUAUCACCAUAUUAGAUCACAAAACAUCAAAGAUCUGCUGGACAUCGUGCUCGACAUCGCAGACAAUGAUCAUGAUCAAGAUCCUGACAUUAAACUCACCAGAGAAAACAUCAAGAGCUUUGUCCUUGUAUAAGUAUUUACAUAUAUAUAUAUAUA
This is a messenger RNA of Dioscorea cayenensis subsp. rotundata (Guinea yam), 615 nucleotides long. RefSeq names its product cytochrome P450 93A3-like. The transcript has 2 exons. The record is from RefSeq and is a predicted model, not a curated record. Bases 26 to 592 code for a protein of 188 amino acids. Lineage: Eukaryota; Viridiplantae; Streptophyta; Magnoliopsida; Dioscoreales; Dioscoreaceae. Gene Ontology annotation, molecular function: iron ion binding; heme binding; monooxygenase activity.